Messenger RNA from Durio zibethinus, 941 nucleotides. Its product is annotated as glutathione S-transferase U10-like. Gene Ontology annotation, biological process: glutathione metabolic process. Gene Ontology annotation, cellular component: cytoplasm. The record is from RefSeq and is a predicted model, not a curated record. Lineage: Eukaryota; Viridiplantae; Streptophyta; Magnoliopsida; Malvales; Malvaceae. Gene Ontology annotation, molecular function: glutathione transferase activity.
UUGGCCUAGCUGUUGAAAGAAAGAGAGAUGGGAGAAGAAAACAAAGUGAUACUUCAUGGAAUGUGGGCUAGCCCUUUCUCUAAGAGGGUGGAAUUGGCCCUCAGGCUUAAAGGAGUGCGCUUUGAGUAUGUGGAAGAAGAUUUGGGGAAUAAAACCCCACAGCUCCUCCAGUACAAUCCUGUUUACAAGAAGGUUCCGGUUCUUGUUCAUAAUGGAAAGCCAAUUGCUGAAUCUCUCGUCAUCCUGGAAUAUAUUGAUGAAACCUGGAAGAAUAGCCCUCAACUCCUUCCUGUGGAUCCAUAUAAAAGAGCCAAAGUUCGCUUCUGGACAAGCUUUAUCGAACAACAGCUGUUUAAGACUAUGAUCACAGUGAUUAAAACUGAUGGAGAAGCACAAGAGAAAGUCAUCAAGGAAGAGUUAGAGAAAUUAGAGGUGCUAGAAGAGGGAAUGAAAGAGUUUUUUCCAGAUGGGAGUCCUUCCAUUGAUAGUGAGAAUGUGGGACUCCUUGACCUUGUAUUCUGUUCGUCGGUUGGACUCGAAGAAAUUCGAAAAGAAGUACUCGGCAUACAGAUUAUAGAUCCAGAAAAGACUCCAUUGAUAUUUUCCUGGUUAAAAGCUAUAAACCAGCUGCCGGUGGUGAAAGAGCACACUCCUCCUCAUGACAAGUUGGUGGCAUUUCUUAAAUUCAUCAGAGAGAAUGCUCUCAACUCUUCUUCAACUUAGUAUGAUUGACGGUUUGCCUUUUAGGCCCUGAUACGUGUGUUUAGCCACCCUUCCUCUAGCUUCUUUUCCAGAGAGCUUUCACCCCUACAUGUGCACUAAAAUCUUGGUUUCAAUAAUAAAUUUUGUUAAGAAGGACAAACAAAAUAAUCUACUUCUCUAACGAAGCCACAGAUGGCCGGUUGUUCGAUUAACAUAAUUCAGAGACACGACAAGGCUUU